This is a messenger RNA of Rhagoletis zephyria (snowberry fruit fly), 2154 nucleotides long. RefSeq names its product mucin-2-like. The record is from RefSeq and is a predicted model, not a curated record. Lineage: Eukaryota; Metazoa; Arthropoda; Insecta; Diptera; Tephritidae.
UUCAAUCGGGUAGAAAUAUACGACACUUGCCCUGCAUUGUGCGAAAGUCGGGUCGCUCUGGCAUUUGUAUGUUCGCCAUUGAUUGUAUCAAACAGAAUGGCACACAUUUGGGUACUUGCAUUGAUCGCUUCUAUUUCGGUUCGUGUUGCCAACUGAAGGACGACGCAGCACUUUUCGCGCCCGAAAUCAGCGAUAAUAGCAUCGACCAGAACACAAUUUCUCAUUUCCCACACGAAUCCACUACAUUGCCCACCAGUACGCUGUUCAAGCUCACCACCUCCGAUCCACACCACACAGUACAAAGUAGCAGCAACAGCAUUAGCGAAACGGUAAAAAAUGUCACACAAAGUUAUUUGCAACAAAACAGUCACAUUCAUGGCAGCAGCAGCGGCAGCGGCAGCAGUAGCAGCGAUAAGACAAACACCACUCCCGUCAUCGCGACAAGCAGCUUGAAGCCAGUUAGACAGACCACAACAACAACUGCACCGAGGCGACCACCCGUACACACCACACACAAAACAUCCCAAUUUGUGGUGCGUACCACAGCCAAGCCAACUGUUGCGCCUACCACAAUAAAGCCACCACGCCGCAAAACUACAAUAGCGCGACCUGUACUCACCACCACGUCGGGAAUACAGGCCGACACACGCGUUGAAGUGACCACAGAGCCAUCAAAAUUUGUCACAUUCCAAAUAGUAGAGACUACGACAGCAGCGCCGACCGAGGCAAACAACAAAUUAGAUGCAGCAUCCACCACAAAGCGUCCAAUACUCACCACGAGUCGUUAUCGGCCACGACCAACUACAACCGAACCACCUACACAAUACAUAACAACAACACUUAAGCCAGCUGAGACGGUUAGAAUAACAACACGACCGAGACCUUUAAUUACACGCCGACCAACUGCAACCAAGAAGCCCUCACAAAGUAAGCCACGUCCAACGGGUAGUUCGAAACCCACCAGACGUCCAGUGGAUAGCGAUGCCAAUGAAGCGGUUAAACCCAUUCUGCUGAAUAUAACGUCCACUGCAAGCGCUCCGAGUGCCACAAUACAUCGACGUCCCACGCCAACGACGCCAGCACCAACAAUAAGUAAUGACGAACAACCCAGCGAAAUACAGAACACCCGAGUGCCUGCGCCUGCUGAAACGGUGGCACAGACGACACACGCGCCGAGACCGCGACCUAAACCUACAGCCGAGAUUGUGAAGGUGCCCAAGCCAACAGCGGGGGUAGGACCUACAACGGUUUCACCGGCGCCAACAACUACAACGACUGCAGCCGUCAGCACAAAGCGACCAAGCACUACGCAAGCGCCGCCCACAAGAACGAAACCAACAAGUACUACAACAACCACUACAACAACAACAACUACGCCGAAACCACAAAAGACUACCACAACAACUACAACCACAAGUGCACCCAUUAGCAGCACUACACCACAGUCGGCAACACUCACCACAGAAGCUGCCAAAGUUGAGCCGCCACUUGUUGAAAUGACGACCCUAACGCCUGGUCUGAUAACGUGGACGAAUGUGGACAAUGAACCGACCACCAUGAAUGCAACCGUUGAAUGGGCACCAGAACCAACUAUUAUUGAGCAGGAAAUUAGCAAUAAAACUACGGCAACGAUGAGCGGAGCAAAUGAAACAACUUUUACAACAACACCGCCUGCCACCAGCACCCUCAUAUCCGUUUCGACCAGUAUUAGCGAAGUAAUGAGCAACAUAACCUCAAUAAUGCCCAAGCCGGAACGUCCUUCAUCGGUGGUGAGCACGCGACCGCCAAAGCCGAAGCCCACAAAAACCACCGAAAGUCCUGUACUUAUUACAACGACAACACCAACACCAACUACAAGCACAACCACAACUACAACUACAACUACGCCAAAACCAAAGCCAACUAUUCCUUCUACAACUACAACUAGUUCAACUACUACCACUUCAACUACUACAACGACAACGACCGAGUCACCUGUUGAAUUGGAGGAUAUUUCUUCUACGACGAGUGCCGAAUUCAGCACAGAAGGUUUCUCUACAACAGGCACUGGCAUUUUUGGUACCACAGAGUACAGCACCGAAGAUUUUAAUGGCACACUGAUGACAACGACAUCGGCACCGGCUAAUACCCUGGAAGGCAUGGAUUACCGACAAA